Molecule: messenger RNA, 1820 nt
Organism: Sorghum bicolor (sorghum)
Lineage: Eukaryota; Viridiplantae; Streptophyta; Magnoliopsida; Poales; Poaceae
Product: cytochrome P450 71A1
Exons: 2
Coding region: 37-1602 (521 amino acids)
Molecular function (GO): heme binding; monooxygenase activity; oxidoreductase activity, acting on paired donors, with incorporation or reduction of molecular oxygen
Source: RefSeq, a predicted model, not a curated record
AAGCGUAGUUCCUUCUGUCUUCCUUGGUUGGGACUCAUGGCUCCCCCUCAGCUCGGCACGGACCUUCUGGCCCUCUUCCUACUUCUCGUGGCUUCAUGUUUCGUCAUCAUUAGACGCCUCCGAUCAGGCCACAACGACAUUGGCCGAGUGCUGCCGCCUUCGCCUCCUGGUCUACCCAUCAUCGGCAAUAUCCACCAGCUCGCCCGGGGACACCACCACCGGAAGCUGCAGGCUCUCGCAAAGCAGCACGGCGACAUCUUUCUCCUCCGGCUAGGGACCGUGCCCACUGUGGUGAUUUCCUCGGCUUCCAUGGCCGAGGAGGUGCUCAAGAAACAGGACCACGUCUUCUGUGGCCGUCCGCAGCAGCGCACGGCCCGCGGCAUCUUGUACGAUUGCAGGGAUGUCGGCUUCAGCCCCUACGGAGAGCGGUGGCGCCAGCUUCGCCGCAUCGCCGUCGUGCACCUCCUCAGCGUCAAGCGGGUCGACUCCUUGCGUGCUCUCCGGGCAGAGGAGGUCGCGUCGUUGGUGGCCCGGAUCCGCGCCGCGAGUGCCAUGGACAUGGAGGACCAAAGCGGCAGCACUCGCCGAGGAAUCAACGUAAGUGAGCUUAUCGUCAGCUUAACCUAUACUGUCGUCUCGAAGGCGGUGUUUGGGAACAAGCUUGGGGGCAUGGAUCCCAAAAGUCUGCGCGCGAUGAUGAAAGAGGAAUCUGAUCUGCUCGAAACGGUGGCGGUGAGCGACAUGUUCCCACGUCUCCAGUGGGUGGACUGGGCGAUGGGUCUCGACGCAAGUAUAAAGAGGACUGCAAGCAAGCUUGACGGCGUUCUUGAAAGAACACUUCAGGCGCACGAGAAUAGCUCGGAAAAUAACGGCGAGGCUGGUGACCUGCUCGAUGACUUGCUUUCGGUGGUCAAAAAGGAGGGUGGCGAGGGGUUUAUGCUGGAUAGGGUUGAUGUCAAGGGACUCGUCCUAGACUUGUUUGUAGGAGGAAUCGAUACAACUUCCAAGGCGAUAGAGUGGGCAAUGGCACUGCUAAUCAAGAACCCAAGAGAGAUGGCCAAAGUUCAAGAGGAGGUGAGGCAAGUUGCUGGGCCACAAGGAGUCCUAGAGGAGCAGCUAGGGAGGAUGAGCAGACUGCAGGCGUCUCUGAAAGAAGCCAUGCGGUUACAUCCACCGGUGCCGCUGCUAGUCCCCCAUGAAACGAUCCAAGACACUAAACUCCACGGCUACGACAUCCCUGCCAAGACUCGAGUCAUCAUCAAUGCAUGGGCGAUUGGCAGGGACAGCCAGUCUUGGGAGAAUGCUGAGGAGUUCCUGCCAGAGAGGUUUGUGCAUGAUGCCAGUGACUACAGUUGCAAAGGCUUUCGAUUCAUACCUUUUGGCGCUGGGAGGAGGGGAUGCCCUGGCAUUGCCUUUGCAACGCGACUCGCGGAGCUUGCACUGGCCAAUUUGCUAUACCAUUUUCAUUGGGAGCUGCCAGAGGGCCAGGACGUCGAGUCAUUUCAAGUUGUCGAGUCUAGUGGCCUAUCGCCAGCUCUUAAGUCUGCGUUGACCCUUGUCGCGAAACCCUUACAUAUGCAUGAACCUCCACAACUGCAAUAGGUACUACUUGUGUAAGAAAGGUAAAGGGAGAGAUCGAUACAGACUACUUAUAAGUGUAUACAUGGUUUUAUAUAAGUUCUAAUAAGACAUGAGCAAUACAUAUGGACCAAGUGGUCCUUAUAGAUGAGUUUCACAUGAGCAGGUAUUAGUUAUCAAUGUUGCAGGCUAAAAUAAACUGUAAGAUAGGCCUCAUAAGAAUCCAAGUCCCCUUUGUCCCA